This is a messenger RNA of Dermochelys coriacea (leatherback sea turtle), 1336 nucleotides long. Its product is annotated as histone H2A.J-like. NCBI's taxonomy places the organism in Eukaryota, Metazoa, Chordata, Testudines, Dermochelyidae. Gene Ontology annotation, molecular function: structural constituent of chromatin; protein heterodimerization activity; DNA binding. Gene Ontology annotation, cellular component: nucleosome. The transcript has a single exon. The coding region runs from base 54 to 443 and encodes 129 amino acids. The record is from RefSeq and is a predicted model, not a curated record.
CUAGUUAUUGUUACAUUUCGUUUUUCUGAGAAAGCUUUUAGGAAGUUGUGGUCAUGUCUGGUCGUGGAAAGCAAGGCGGGAAGGUGCGAGCUAAGGCGAAAUCUCGCUCUUCUCGUGCGGGGCUGCAGUUCCCCGUGGGUCGUGUGCAUCGGCUCUUGCGCAAAGGGAACUAUGCGGAGCGAGUAGGUGCUGGCGCUCCCGUUUAUAUGGCCGCGGUGCUGGAGUACCUGACUGCUGAAAUCUUGGAGCUGGCUGGCAACGCGGCCCGGGACAACAAGAAAACCCGCAUCAUCCCCCGCCACUUGCAGUUGGCUAUCCGCAACGACGAGGAGCUGAACAAGCUGCUGGGCAAAGUCACCAUCGCCCAGGGUGGGGUCCUGCCCAACAUCCAGGCGGUGCUGCUGCCCAAGAAAACCGAGAGUCACAAGGCUAAGGGCAAGUGAGACUGUCCUAUCUCCUGGAGGAGACGUUUGCCCGCGACUCGAUCUGUGUGAACCCAAAGGCUCUUUUAAGAGCCACCCACAAAUUCCUAAAAAGAGCUUGUCAGUCUCUUAUAGUUCCUAAAAAAAAAUCUUUCUACUAUAGAGCUGUGGUACUGAAUUGGGAUGCUCAGUGUUCGUGGUGUAAAUGGAACAAAGCAGUCUCCUAAUUCGUACAGGGGGAAAGGAAAAUCAAUACAGAUCCAUGAAAUCCGGCAAAGAUGGAGGUUUCGUUUUAAGAGUUGGAGGGGGUAGAUGAAAGCUAUGAAUGUUUUUAUCUCCCAGGUUGUGAGGUCAAGAGCUGGACCUGCCCCAUGAUUGAGAAGAUAAACAAUGUUAAGAGUAAAUGAAUAGGACUGGAGACCCCUCAUUUCUGUCUUUGGUGAAACACACCCUUCUCCUUUUGGCUUGGCUCGCAAUGAGCUGCAGCCGGCUGGAGAAGAAAGGAAACAUUGGUUCUAAGGGCGGAAUUUUCAAAACCUCUUCAGAUCCCCUCCCCCACGCACACAUCUCCGUUCUCAUUCAGGAGCCACAAAGCGAAUUCACUCUUUAGAAAACGUGCCUCUUUGUGUGUGUGGGGGAUCAGAGAUGCUAAAAGACAUGCAAAGGAUCACAUAAGCAGCCUCUGGCAUAGAAUCCAGAUCUCAGGCCAUGUGCUUUAAUCAUUUAGAUCAUAACACACUUCCCCCCCCCCCCCCCCAACAACCACCCAGAUCCUACUUCCACUGGUGUCAAUUAAGUGGGGGAUCAGGACAGAACAAACCAUGUGGUUAGGAAUAAGAGCUUCCCCCCUGCUCCAUAGUCUAGCUCCCCUUUUGCUAGAUCCUGUAUCAAAGCCCCCUACCCUGUACUUAGGA